This is a messenger RNA of Coffea eugenioides, 1319 nucleotides long. RefSeq names its product 1-aminocyclopropane-1-carboxylate oxidase 1. The record is from RefSeq and is a predicted model, not a curated record. The transcript has 4 exons. The coding region runs from base 155 to 1114 and encodes 319 amino acids. Lineage: Eukaryota; Viridiplantae; Streptophyta; Magnoliopsida; Gentianales; Rubiaceae.
CUCCACUCCUGCCAGCUUUCUCCUAUAAAUUGCCACCCCAAAAUCCAAAUCCCACACACAACACACAAACACACAAAAUACACAACAAAAUCCAACUCCCACGCACAAAACACACAUUUAGGCAAGAAAAGAAGCCACCACAAAGGCUAGUAAGAUGGAGAACUUCCCAGUAAUCAACAUGAAAAACCUCAAUGGUGACAAGAGAGCUUCCACCAUGGAGCAUAUAAAGGAUGCUUGUGAAAACUGGGGUUUCUUUGAGUUGGUGAACCAUGGAAUCCCACAUGAGAUGAUGGACACAGUUGAAAGAUUGACAAAAGGUCAUUACAAGAAAUGCAUGGAGCAAAGGUUCAAGGAGUUGGUGGCAAGCAAGGCUUUAGAGGGUGUACAAGCUGAGAUUACUGAUAUGGAUUGGGAGAGCACAUUUUUCUUGCGCCACCUUCCUGUCUCAAACAUUUCACAAGUCCCUGAUCUAGAUGAUGAAUACAGGACCAUCAUGAAGGAGUUUGCUGUAAGAUUAGAAAAACUGGCUGAAGAACUUCUUGAUUUACUAUGUGAAAAUCUUGGUCUUGAGAAGGGCUAUUUGAAGAAAGCCUUUUAUGGUUCAAAAGGUCCCAAUUUUGGCACCAAGGUUAGCAACUACCCUCCAUGUCCCAAGCCAGAAUUGAUUAAGGGACUUCGACCACACACUGAUGCUGGUGGGAUUAUCUUGCUUUUCCAAGAUGAUAAAGUAAGUGGUCUACAACUGCUCAAGGGUGAUCAAUGGGUUGAUGUCCCUCCAAUGAAGCACUCUAUUGUGGUCAACCUUGGUGACCAACUGGAGGUGAUUACCAAUGGAAAAUACAAAAGUGUGCUCCACCGAGUCAUAGCUCAAACAGAUGGAAAUAGGAUGUCACUUGCUUCAUUCUACAAUCCAGGCAAUGAUGCAAUUAUAUAUCCAGCACCAGCACUGCUGGAAAAAGAAGCAGAAGAAAGAAAAGAAGUCUACCCAAAAUUUGUUUUUGAUGACUACAUGAAACUCUAUGCUGGACUUAAAUUCCAGGCCAAAGAGCCAAGAUUUGAACUAAUGAAGAACGUGGAAGCCAAUGUUACCAUGGGUCCAAUUGCAACAGCUUAGACUCAUAGGAAUAAAACAGUGCUAGGAUGUUUUCUUCUCCUCAUAUGUUUUCUACUUAUUAUUAUUUUUUUUAUUGUGGGGGUUGUUGGGUAUUCCUAGUCAUUUGUUGCUCGGGUCCUUUAUACAUCUGAGGGACCAAAAUUUAUUAUGUCGUAAGAAUUCUAAGACAAAGAAAUAAAAUAAGCUAUACAUUUCUCCAAAAUCA